AUGCCUCUGCAUGAAACGGAAGAUCUAGCAACCCUAUCCUUGUUGCGAGAAGUACAACAGGACUUUGUGAUCUUUUACUCUUCCCGCGAUGAAGGUGGAGAAUUAUGGUGCCCGGACUGCAGGGCUGUGGAUGAACUUAUUCAGAGUGCAUUCGGGCCAGACACGGGGCAUUCAGGUCUAGUCGUUUUCGUUGGACAAAGAUCGGAGUGGAAGUCACCUUCUAACCCCUUCAGAGGAAACCCGUGGAAUGUACAAUCUGUGCCUACGAUUAUCAGAAUUCGAGAUGGUGCAAGACUCGUGGACACGGAUAUCAGGCACAGCCUUGCCGCAUUUCUCCAAGAGUAA
Molecule: messenger RNA, 345 nt
Organism: Sparassis crispa
Lineage: Eukaryota; Fungi; Basidiomycota; Agaricomycetes; Polyporales; Sparassidaceae
Product: Thioredoxin domain-containing protein
Exons: 4
Coding region: 1-345 (114 amino acids)
Cellular component (GO): cytosol
Molecular function (GO): protein-disulfide reductase [NAD(P)H] activity
Source: RefSeq, a predicted model, not a curated record